UCUGGUGACCUCCAUCUGGGCAGUGCUCCAUAUCCGGACUCUACUGUUGGCUGGGGUCACCUUCUUGUUCCUGGCUGACUACCUCAAAAGACGGCACCCCAAAAACUUUCCGCCAGGGCCGCAACGCCUGCCCUUCGUGGGCAAUUUACUGCACAAGGGCAUGGAGCAGCCGCACCUGGUGGUCCAGCAGCUUGUGAAGAAGUAUGGGAAUGUUAUCAGUCUGGAUUUUUGAAGCAUGUCUUCAGUGAUUGUAAGCAGUCUGCCUUUAAUCAAAGAAGCCUUUACUCACCUGGAAGAAAACAUUAUGAGUCGCCCUCAAUUUCCAUUGCAAAAUCUUGUCCAUAAUGAAAACGGACUGAUCUUCUCCAGUGGCCAGACAUGGAAGGAGCAAAGAAGGUUUGCGCUGAUGACUCUGAGGAACUUUGGGUUGGGAAAGAAGAGCAUAGAGCAACGCAUGCAGGAGGAGGCUCAACACCUUGUGGGGGUCAUAAAAGAGGAGGAAGGACAGCCUUUCAACCCUCACUUCAAGAUCAACAAUGCUGUUUCCAAUAUCAUUUGCUCCAUCACCUUUGGUGAGCGGUUUGACUACCAUGACAGUCAGUUUCAGGAGCUGCUGAGGUUAUUGGAUGAGGCCAUGUAUUUGACUUCAUCAAAGAUGGUCCGGCUCUAUAACUCCUUCCCAUGGAUAAUAAAACAUCUUCCUGGAUCACACCAAUCAGCAUUAGCCUCCUGGAGAAAACUGAAGUCAUAUAUUUCUGAUAUAGUUGAAAAUCACCGCAGAGACUGGAACCCUGAUGAACCAAGAGACUUCAUUGAUGCUUUCUUCACGGAAAUGACCAAGCAUCCCGACAAAACUACUACAAGUUUCAAUGAAGAAAACCUCAUCUGCAGCACUCUGGACCUCUUCCUUGCUGGAACUGAGACAACAUCCACGACCCUGCGCUGGGCUCUGCUCUACAUGGCUCUCUACCCAGAAAUUCAAGCAAAAGUUCAGGCUGAAAUUGACAGAGUGAUUGGCCAGGAGAAGCAGCCCAACCUGUCUGACAGAGACUCCAUGCCCUACACCAAUGCUGUUGUCCAUGAAGUGCAGAGGAUGGCCAAUAUCGUCCCUCUAAAUGUUUCCAGGAAAGUGACAGCUGACACUACGCUGGCGGGAUUCCACCUGCCCAAGGGCUCCAUACUCCAGACCAAUUUGACUGCACUGCACAAGGACCCCAAAGAAUGGGCCACCCCAGAUAUCUUCAAUCCGGAGCACUUUUUGGAGAAUGGAGAGUUUAAGAAGAGAGAAUCUUUUCUGCCUUUCUCAAUGGGAAAGCGAGCUUGCCUUGGAGAACAAUUGGCCAGGUCUGAGCUCUUUAUUUUCUUCACUGCUCUUAUGCAAAAAUUUACUUUCAAGCCACCAGUCAAUGAGAAGCUGAGCCUAAACUCUAGAUUUGGCGUCCCCGUUUCCCCUGUGAGUCACCGUCUCUGUGCUGUCCGUAGACUGUGAAGUCAGAGGCAGAAAGAGAAUAAAGAAGAACAACUGAGCAAUCCUCUGAGCCACCGGAGCCACUCAUAUGUGAAGGGAGAGAAGGAAGGUGACCAGGGAAGGAUGGGAAGACUAAGCUAUGGUUAUUGGAUCCAUGUCCUGGACUGCUGUGUCCUCUGAACUGGUCAUCACUUAUACAUCUUUUUAUAAAUUUAUACAUCACUUAUAAAUCUUUUCAUCUAAGAGUUACAAAGAGAAUGAUGGCUCCCCCUGUAAAGAAAGUGCUUGUAAAUAUGAAAGGUGGGUUAGAAACAGCAUGAAAAUCAUUAAAGUCAUAUCAUAAAAUUA
Molecule: messenger RNA, 1816 nt
Organism: Myodes glareolus (Bank vole)
Lineage: Eukaryota; Metazoa; Chordata; Mammalia; Rodentia; Cricetidae
Source: RefSeq, a predicted model, not a curated record